UGCUAGAGCAUUUACCAUUUUCCGACUGACAAAGGAUGGCUUCACUCCGCUCUCCCCCUCGCUUGGACCUUGCGCUCGUUUCAGAACUCGGGCUGCAGACUUUCCGCAUACACUUUGGCAUCUGUGUAACCAGCAUUGCGGCCGCUUGCGUGGUUUAGGCAGACUGCAGUUGUUGCCGAAGCACUCGAACGAUCCGAAGCGAUGGAGGGGACUCCAUUCGAUCUCAGUCGGUAGUUUCUGAGACAGAAAGUAGGGUUGGCGGGAGGCGAUGGAAGCGAUUCAAGUAAUCUUGCGUCGUUCGGCCAUCUAGUGGGGCAUUUUCCUGGGAUCUCGCGGUAGCGGAAAUUCCAGCAAACAUGGAUGUGGUUUAUGUCCAAAUCACGCUCGAAUGGGGCAAGGAAAUCAAAGCAACCACUCUCCUGGAUUCUGGUACAAGUGUGUAUGCAAAAAUGGAGUAUCUAGAUCUUACAUAUACGACCGAGAAGGUGACAGAUAUGGGGGGAAAUCCUGUUUGGAAAGAAACAAAUAAGUUCGAUUUCGUCUUCAAGCCUCAAGAAAAGGACUUCAUCACAUUAAAACUCUACAAUAAAAAUGACACGUGUAUCGGAUUAGCGAAAGUUUCCUAUGAGGAUAUAAUGAGGCUGGGGAAUGGCCCGACACCCCUGAAUGUUCCAGUCUUUGCUAAGAAGAUGUAUGAGAAGAAGUGCGGGGAAGUGGGCUUAAAAAUACAAAGAAAGCAGCAAGAAACUGCGGGAGAAUUGGGCUUAGUGAGGAUAAAGUUAGUUGGAGGACAUGUCGAGAAAAUGACCUCUUUUCUCGAAAAGACAGCUGAAGUCCAUGUGAAACUCUUAUACGAGCAUUUGCAAUAUAAAAGCGAAGUCUUGAAAAAAUCGGGAGGUAAGUUUGUGUGGAGCCAAGAUUCCAACAGAAAAGUCUACGCAUUUGCAAUAAACAACAAAGAGGCUAAGCUUACUCUCCAGGUUUACAACUAUGAGAAGUUGGUUGGAAAAUGCGAUAUAAAGGGGUCCGACAUAAUAGAGAGGUCUAUGAAGAAGGUGGACUUCCGCGUGAAUCACGACAAGUUCGUUCAGCUUGAACCAGAGGAUCUUAAGAACGACAAAGGAAAUGUGGGGACAAUUACUUUCGAAGUUAAUCUUAGACAUCCUCUCAUUGAUAGGAGACAGUCAUUUCCCCAAUUCCGUGAUCUUCCAGAUCCUUCCAUCAAGCUGCAUAAAUAUCAUUCUAUUAUCACCACACCUCCACCAGACUGGGUGCACGUCCAACCACAUUCGGAGGAUGUGCAGGUUCGCCAACAAGCAAAACAUCACCUACGACAGUUUUUCAGGCAUCCUUCGAUCCCAGAAGGAUCUGAUCAAGUUCCAGUUCUGGAGACGGAGCAACAUCGAGGGAAUACGGGGAAUACGCAGGUCGACCAUCAAGCAAACCAUCACCCACUACAGUUUCAAGGACGACAGUGGCCCUUCGAAAUUUGGCUUCCUCCUAAUUCAUCAAACAACAGAUUGCCGCCUAACUGUGGGAAGGCUCUAGAUCCAUCCGCACCACCUUUUCCAGUAUGUGAUCAACUUCCAGUUUCGGAACUGCAACAACAUUCGGAGGGUGUGCAGUUUCAUUUUCAAGACUGUAAUCACAUACCACAGGUACCGUUGCAUCCCCUGCUCCCAUUAGGGCCUUUGUUUCUCCCGGAAUCUCGGUUUCCUUCUAAUCCACCAACCAACAAAUUGCCGCAUAACCUUGGGAAGGCUCCAGCUCCAUUUUCAGCACCUUCUUCAGGAUCUGGUAAACUUCCAGCUCCGAAACAGCAGCCAGAUCAGGCCACACGAUCGUUGCAGUCCCCGAUUCCUUUUCCCCCUCAAUCUGCACCAUCCCAUCCAGGAUCUGAACAGUGUCCAGCUCCGGAACUGCCGCAACUUGAGAUUAAAAAGCAUUUCUUCGGAACCUACUUCUAGCGGGAACCCGCACCCUCGGAGCAAUCCGCUCAACGUUGGGCCACCCAAUGUAUCACAUGGAAGGACCUUUGAACAGGUGCUACUUGGAUUCAUACGAGGCAAAUAUUUUUUUUAACCGUCACUUCUAGAUUCUAGCCUUUGGAAGCUUCUUUGGGUAGGCUACGGAAGUGGGAAAUUGUCCCUUGUAUUUUAAUCUUCCGAAAAAAAAAAAAAAAAAAAAAAAAAAAAAACUUUGUAUAUACAAUUCGUUUAGACGUUAACUUUUGUUACACAUCACAGCUCUUUGCUGUGUGAGAUAAUUCUUAUCGUUUUUUAAUUUAGAAUCUUCGCCUAGCUGCCUUAGACCCCUCCAUGAAGUGCGCCAUUGCAGAAUGAAGCUCUUUGCUUGUGUCGGUCGAUGCAAGCACGGGUCGAAGCAACAAAGCGAAUCAUCGGCACCGACUCAGACUCUAUCCACGGCCCUCGGUCUGAAAUUCUCACCGCACAUCUCGGAGAAAGCGAUGCGGGUCCAUUCCCCAGGAGGGUCUGGAAAUUCGAAACCUGGGAUCCAUUUGGGGUUCAGAACUGUUUCAUAAUUGACCCACAAGUGUCAUUUAAAUCGGACAGCAAUUGAGCCAUUUGUUAGUUGGAUGAAUUACACUUCAUGUUAUGUUAAAGAAUUAUUUUCAAUAUUAACAAUAUCUACUUGAACAAAUUUAGAGAUAA
This is a messenger RNA of Physcomitrium patens, 2672 nucleotides long. Lineage: Eukaryota; Viridiplantae; Streptophyta; Bryopsida; Funariales; Funariaceae. The record is from RefSeq and is a predicted model, not a curated record.